AUGGUUGAGAAUCGUACCGGUGUAAUUCGAAGCGAAUCGGGAGACAUGAAAUCUCGUAUCGAAGUUUCCCAUGCAUUUGCUCCACCAACACCAGGUCCACGUAUCGUUAGUAUCGUCCCAACAACUCGAUUCGAGCAGCAGCGAGGCCUGCAAAGACGCGAAAAGAAACUCAGUGACAUACAACAGCUGACCGUCUCUAGUGCUCACCCACCUAACUACGAUAGGUGCUGUUCCGUCUGGCACGAGGAUGUUGUUUCGCUCGAUCUUUGCUCCGCCCGUUUCUUCAUGUAA
This is a messenger RNA of Parastagonospora nodorum SN15, 291 nucleotides long. RefSeq lists its product as hypothetical. NCBI's taxonomy places the organism in Eukaryota, Fungi, Ascomycota, Dothideomycetes, Pleosporales, Phaeosphaeriaceae. The coding region runs from base 1 to 291 and encodes 96 amino acids. The transcript has 2 exons. The record is from RefSeq and is a predicted model, not a curated record.